CCGUAAGAGCCGCUUAGUCCAAUUUACUCUCUUUUCCACUUCCGAUUGCUAAGCGGCUGCGGUAAUGGCGUCUGGUGCUCUUCUUCUCGCCAACGCAGGAAGUUGCUCGCCGGCGGUUUGUGGGCGGUGGGGGGUAAAAUGUUCCAGUGCUGUGUCUCAUGGUCGCUUGAUUUGGAGUAGAAUGAAGGACGCUUCUUUUGUGCGCUGCGCGUAUGGGCAAAGGCGAGCCGUGGCUGAACUUUCGAAAGACGUAGUAGCUGUUUCAAUGGGAGGGGAAGGGCAGAAAGGUUGGGUUCAUUUUGUAGGCAUCGGGGGCUACGGAUUGUCCGCGCUUGCCAUGCUUGCUCGUAAACAGGGAUUCGAGGUAAGUGGGUCAGAUAUUAAUUGGAACAUCCGCAUGGAUGACUUGCAUAAUGCUGGGGUAAAUGUAUACUUGGGCCAUUCGAUAGCUUGUUUGGAAAACAAAACUGCUGGAAAGCCGCCAGAUGCAAUUAUAAUCUCAAGCUCUAUUCCAAAAGAUAAUGAGGAGGUUUUACACGCAGAGUCAAUGGGAACCCCAAUAUAUAAGAGAGACUCCUGGCUUCAAAAAAUCACUGAACACUACAAUCUGAUUGCUAUCGCUGGUACACACGGAAAGAGUACCACAACAGCAAUGCUCUCGUAUGUUCUAAAUGCUAUGGGGGAUGAUCUUAUUGCAGUUAUUGGAGCUAAUGUUCCACAACUUUCAGAAGGAAAUAUAAUUCCUGGGAAUGGUCCUAAUUUUGUCCUGGAGGCUGAUGAAUAUGAUUGUUGUUUUCUUGGGUUAUCACCUUCUAUUGCGGUUGUAACCAAUGUGGAGUGGGAGCAUGUUGAUUUAUUUGAUGAUGAGGAGCAUGUACGAUCCAUAUUUAGGAAGUUUGUGCAACAAAUCAAGAGUGGUGGGCAUCUUAUCUUGUGUGGGGAUGGUGCAGGUGCAUAUUCUUUGUUGAGGGAUUGCAAACCAAAAAAUCUUGCAAGCAAAGGCAUAAGCCCAAGCACACUUGUUUCAGAUGCUGGCCAUUCUGUAACAACGUAUGGACUGUCAAGUAAAAUGGAUUGGCGUGCUUCUUCAAUCACACCCAAUUCACAAGGAGGUCAGGAUUACAUAUUGCUUCACAAAGAUUGCCCAAUAGCAGAGGUUAGCCUGAGGCUUCCUGGGGAUCACAACGUUCUCAAUUCUUUAGCAGUUAUCGCCACAAUUUCUAACUUGAUGAAAGAUGGAGACAAUGUUUACGACACCAUCGACUCGGUUAAGUACCACUUGAGCAAAUUUGAAGGCAUUUCCAGAAGAUUUGAUUUCAUCGGUGAAGUGAAUGGAUGCCGCGUAUAUGAAGACUAUGCCCAUCAUCCAACAGAGGUCCGUGCCACACUUCAAGCUGCGAGGCAACAGUUUCCCUUUCAGCCUUUGUGGGUUGUAUUUCAAGCGCAUUCCUUCAGUCGUAUUGCUGCCCUCAUGAAAGAUUUUAGCACUUCCUUCAAUUAUGCAGAUUAUGUAAUUGUAACUGAGGUUUAUUCUCCUAGAGAGAAAGAUGAAGGUAAGGAUUAUGGGAUGGAGCUAGCAACUACAAUCAGUGGCCCAGCGUCUGAAUAUAUUCCUAAAAUGGUGGAUGUGCUCGAGAAAUUAGUGCAUGACAUAUCAGCACGAAGAAAUGAAGAAACUGUUGUUUUCACCAUUGGAACCAACAAUGAAAUGGCAGCCCUGGGGCCAAAACUCUUGAGAAGGUUGCAGGAAAUAUCAUGAAAUAUUCAGCAGAAAAAAAAGUGAGGGAUUAUGAAAUGGUGGAAAAUUUGAGCUUCAGUUAUAGAUUCUAAGUUAUUUGGCUGCUUAAUCUUGUUUGGUCUUCUGAAGCCAAAACAUUGUUGGACAUUCAAACAAUGUUUAAUAGUUCAGCAGGAUGCAGAAUUCCUAAUUUUUCUCCAUUGUACUUUAUUUAACUGUAAUAAAUCUCAAUUUGUUGCACUUGUGAGCAAAGAUGUUCAUUGAUUUUAAUAAUAUGAGAAUUUGUGGAUUGUAAUAUUCAGUUCUCUUAGGAUAUUCAAAGGUAACUGGGAAGAUACUGAUAUGAGAUCCAACAUUGUUGUCGAAUUCCCGAGCGGGACCUCUGAAUUCUCGGGAAAUGGGCCCAAUUUUUUAAUCUGAUU
Phalaenopsis equestris is the source of this 2160-nucleotide messenger RNA. Its product is annotated as UDP-N-acetylmuramate--L-alanine ligase-like. Bases 65 to 1759 code for a protein of 564 amino acids. Gene Ontology annotation, molecular function: ATP binding; UDP-N-acetylmuramate-L-alanine ligase activity. The record is from RefSeq and is a predicted model, not a curated record. Gene Ontology annotation, biological process: biosynthetic process. The transcript is spliced from 15 exons. NCBI's taxonomy places the organism in Eukaryota, Viridiplantae, Streptophyta, Magnoliopsida, Asparagales, Orchidaceae.